GAGAAGAGCCUGUUCUCCAAUCUUUUAUAGCAAUAUCCAUCCUGCAAACAUCCGUUUCGAUUCCAUUUUUGAUCACGCUCCAGGAAAUAAGAAGUUGCUUGAGGUAAUUCAUUAGCCGGCCGGAUUAUUUCACUUUCAACUUCUUAUAAAAAUCCCCACGACCUUUUGUCCAGUUCAAAUUGAAACUUGUAGGGAAAAAUGAGGUGAGUCUCUACCUGGAGAUUAAUUUUCACAUGGAAAUUGCUCUCAGUAUCUUUGGCCAAGAUAUAAGUUGAAGAUGAAACUGAUAUAUCGUCAUUUCUUGGUCUUCAGUUAACGACCCUUUGUUAGUAAAAGAGCCGAAAAUCGUAUAAAUAGGCUGCGGAAACUGCGCAGCACUGCCAUAAUACAACAGGUUACCACGAGAGCAGGCGACCCAACAUGGAGCUUCCAACUAACACAUCGGUUAGUUAUCUCAACGGUACCUUGUACACACAUCCCGAGUUGAUCUUCUUUUCCGUUGGCUUCUCUAUCUUGAUAGUCCUGGCAAUCAUAGGUAACAGCCUGGUGCUGGUUGCCGUGGCCCGUACCAAGAAACUCCAGAACGUCACCAACGUGUUCGUGGUCAACCUGAGCUUGACUGAUUGUCUGUCUAGUUUUGGUUUUCUCUGGAGCGUGCCGGGUAUGGCGAGUACCACACCGGGCUACCUGUUGGAGUCCGAUGUUCCGUGCGUUGCGGCGGCCGGUCUUGUGUUUACAGCUGAAGGAUGCAGUGUGUACACCCUUGCAAACAUCGCCCUGAACCGAUGCAUCCUGAUCACCAGGUCUAAGGAGACCUACCAGUGGCUGUACACACCCAAGAAGAUUGCCCUGAUGGUCUUGGUGUCCUGGCUCAUUCCCUUCUGUGGCAUCGUGGUGCCGCCGCUUUCCGGAGUCGGAGAUCUCGGUUUCGACCCAGAAAGCCGCACCUGCAGUGACGUGGACACCCACCCAAGAGCAGCUGUCUACGACAAGGUUCAGUUUGCGGUCCUGUAUCCUGCCCCACUCCUCGUGAUCAUCGUGUCCUACAUCCUGAUCUGGCGACACGUCAAACGACACUUCAGGAAUCGCCGUAAUAACACCAGUAAUUUGCAGUCACUGAAACCCUUGAAAUCCGAUUCUACUCCAAAGCCAGAUGCUUCUCAUACCAACGUCAGUAGCUCCCAGAAACCCGGUGAGGCGUCUCCAAGACAUAGCGGGAGCUCACACCAUCUGAGCCGCAUGAGGAACGAGCAGUUUGCAAUCACCAAGAACCUCUUCGUGGUCGUCUUUGCCUUCGUCGUUUGCUUCACUCCCAUCUUCACCAUGGUCGUCACAAAGAGCAACCGUUAUCACCUGUACGGCGCAUUGUUCCUUUUCGCUAGCGGCUGCAUCAACCCUAUCAUCUAUGCCGCCAAGCAUCCUCAUUUCAGACCUGUCUUGCGAUCCAUGGUCCGAUGCAGAUGUUCCAGAGAGUGAGGAGGCCGGGGAUAAGCGGCCACUUCACGUCUAUCACGACGAUGUUGUUAAUAAACUCUGUGCACCAACCAUAAACCCUUUUCAUAGUGCUUGUAAUUGUGGCUUAUUGCCCCAUGAUGUAAGUUGUAUCAUUUUGUACUUUAUUACAUUCAGUGAAAGCUUUCAGUUUGUAUAGCAAAAAACAAAAAUUAUGCCGAGAGGGGUCGAGGUAUA
This is a messenger RNA of Patiria miniata (bat star), 1689 nucleotides long. RefSeq names its product G-protein coupled receptor moody-like. Gene Ontology annotation, cellular component: membrane. Gene Ontology annotation, molecular function: G protein-coupled receptor activity. Lineage: Eukaryota; Metazoa; Echinodermata; Asteroidea; Valvatida; Asterinidae. Gene Ontology annotation, biological process: G protein-coupled receptor signaling pathway. The transcript has a single exon. Bases 421 to 1476 code for a protein of 351 amino acids. The record is from RefSeq and is a predicted model, not a curated record.